Closterium sp. NIES-67 is the source of this 882-nucleotide messenger RNA. Lineage: Eukaryota; Viridiplantae; Streptophyta; Zygnematophyceae; Desmidiales; Closteriaceae. The record is from the annotation of a GenBank genome assembly.
CGUUACUACGACGCAGGUGGUAACCACAUUUCGCCGAUCGUUACCUGGGGCGGGGACCUCGAGGACCGAACCUACAGCAAGGGUAAGGUGCUGCUGAUGACCCACGUGGAGGACCUGCUAGCGGCGGCUAUUAAAACCCAACAGUUUCCCUACGACCCCGCUGCCGUCUACUUUGUCAUAUCAGACGAGCUCGUGACACAGGUAAGGACCUGCUACCGGUGGCUUUUGGUACCCAGCAGUUUCCCCAGGACUGCGCUGCACUCUAGUUUGUCCUAUUGGACGAGCUCGUCACACAGGUGGGUGUGAUUCUUCUUAAGUCAACUCAGAAGAUUGCUAGGUUUGGCUAUAACCAGCCAGAAGUUCCCCCACAACCCGGCUACAGUCUACUUUUUUGUCUCAUGAGAGCUCGUCACACAGGUGGGUGCGAGUCUUCUUAAGUCAACUCAGAAGUCUGCUUGGGUCGGCUGUCAGCAGCCAGGUGUGAUUCGGUGCUGGCAGGUGCAGUGCGGUACAGUAUGGAGUUGGAGCUGUACCUUGUUUGGGUGGCCCGUUGCAUUUUGUAGCCCCUGAUGGUCAAUGCAAGCCUGCUCGAGAGUGAGACCUCAAAAUAGAGAUAGCUCAACCACCUUCGCAUGAUGCCGUGCUUGCUACAAGGCCAACUUGCAUGAGCUCUGUGCCCCGACUCCUGCAUUCCCAAUGCCAUCCGCUCAGCGCCCUCUCAGUCCCCCACGGGAGACCCGGGCAUCGACGCCCUCGUGUCCGUGUUUGCCCAUGAGCUCGCUGAGGCGGCUUCCAACCCUUACCUCUCCACGUGGUACGACAACGAGGGCUACGAAAACGCCGACAAAUGCGCGUGGAAGUUCGACCCCAUUCUCCAAGAUG